Molecule: messenger RNA, 291 nt
Organism: Diutina rugosa
Lineage: Eukaryota; Fungi; Ascomycota; Pichiomycetes; Serinales; Debaryomycetaceae
Product: mitochondrial 37S ribosomal protein YMR31
Exons: 1
Coding region: 1-291 (96 amino acids)
Biological process (GO): 2-oxoglutarate metabolic process
Source: RefSeq, a predicted model, not a curated record
AUGAGACAGGCAGUCAGAUUGUUGAAGCAGUACUCUCCCUCGAUCAAGUUUGUGGGUGGUCCUCACAAGUUCCAAUCCCACCCUGCUGGUGUGCACCCUUGCGCGCCCAACGGGUUGGCUCCCUCGGGCGCUGGCCUGAGUGGUUCCAGCUACUCCAACUCCUCGCCCAUUGAAGCUGGCGACGGCGAAGUGUUCUCGCGGGCGGAAUUGCCGACGAGAUUCCAAUACAAGUUGCCCAAGGAAUUUGAAGCCGAAGACAUCCAAUCCGGUGGCGCCGAAAUCGUUUGGUAA